This is a messenger RNA of Apodemus sylvaticus (European woodmouse), 4977 nucleotides long. RefSeq names its product F-box protein 28 (gene Fbxo28). The record is from RefSeq and is a predicted model, not a curated record. The transcript is spliced from 5 exons. Lineage: Eukaryota; Metazoa; Chordata; Mammalia; Rodentia; Muridae. Gene Ontology annotation, molecular function: protein binding. Bases 45 to 1151 code for a protein of 368 amino acids. Gene Ontology annotation, biological process: protein polyubiquitination.
UGUCCUGAUCCCCUUACAGUGGAGGAAGGAAUCAAACUCCCAAGAUGGCGGCGGCGUCUGAGGAGCGGAUGGCUGAGGAAGGAGGCGGCGGCCACGGCGACGGCGGCUCCUGUUCGGCCGCUGGCUCCGCUCAGCGACAGCCCCCGGGGCCCCCGUCGCAGGCCCCGCAGCCGGGGUCCCAGGCACCCGCCGCGCCCGCGCUGGCACCGGACCACCUGCCUCAAAACAACACGCUGGUGGCGCUGCCCAUCGUAGCCAUCGAGAACAUACUCAGCUUUAUGUCCUACGACGAAAUUAGCCAGCUCCGCCUGGUUUGUAAGAGAAUGGACUUGGUCUGUCAGAGAAUGUUGAAUCAGGGUUUUCUGAAAGUGGAGCGGUACCAUAACCUAUGUCAGAAGCAAGUCAAAGCACAACUACCGAGGAGAGAGUCAGAAAGGAGAAACCAUUCUUUAGCUCGUCAUGCAGACAUCCUUGCUGCCGUGGAAACAAGGCUGUCACUGCUAAACAUGACCUUCAUGAAGUAUGUGGAUUCCAACCUCUGUUGCUUCAUCCCAGGAAAGGUGAUUGAUGAGAUUUACCGUGUACUGAGAUAUGUCAAUUCUACCAGAGCCCCUCAGCGAGCUCAUGAAGUACUGCAGGAGCUGCGGGACAUCUCUUCCAUGGCCAUGGAGUACUUUGACGAGAAGAUCGUUCCCAUUUUGAAGAGGAAAUUGCCAGGAUCAGAUGUGUCUGGAAGACUCAUGGGCUCUCCUCCAGUUCCCGGACCAUCCGCAGCCCUGACAACAAUGCAGCUUUUCUCCAAGCAAAACCCGUCCAGACAAGAGGUUACCAAACUGCAGCAGCAGGUCAGAACCAAUGGUGCUGGCGUGACUGUCCUCAGGCGUGAGAUUUCUGAGCUUCGCACCAAAGUGCAAGAGCAGCAGAAACAGCUUCAAGACCAAGACCAGAAACUGCUAGAGCAGACCCAGAUCAUAGGUGAACAGAACGCACGGCUGGCAGAGCUGGAACGCAAGCUCCGGGAAGUCAUGGAGAGUGCAGUAGGAACGUCCUCAGGGUCUGGGCAGAGUGAGGAGUCUCCUCGGAAACGAAGGAAGGCAACAGAAGCCAUAGACUCUCUUAGGAAAUCCAAACGACUUCGGAAUAGAAAGUAAAUUGGAAUAUGGCUCUAGCUCCAGAGGAAGAGCCCAUGCUGAGAGCUUUCGCAGUUGCUCCGGUCAGGACAUUGGAGCAACUCAGCGUCCCUUAGGCUUCCGGGCUUACUCUUGGCUCUUGUGGUCGGCAUCCUUCGCGCCUCUUUGGUGGAGCUGAGUGAUGCACAGAACCUUCUUACCUUGCAAUACAUUUGUACUAACCAUGCCCAUUCUAUCAUGUUUGGGGGCUAACCUUGUUCCUGUGCAGGUGACAUGUUAAGUUUAUUUGUUUCUGAAUAUAUGCACAUUACAUAUGGAUUUUAAACAAACCCAUUCUUGACAGACUAAAAAGUUAAGUUUAAUACAUAAAAUGUCCUGUUCACUUGAAAGAAAAAAAAUUUACUUUUUAAAUGGACACUAUCUUGGUUUUUUUGUUUUGUUUUUUUUUUUGUUGUUUUUUUAAAGUUGACUUUUUGUUUGUUAUAAGUGACCUUUGUCUGGAAUGUCUGAGACUUGGUUAAUACUUUGGUAUUGAAGUGGUGGCCGACAGAAAGGACUGACUGUUGGCUGUAGAGGGGGCUCCACAGUAGCCACUAUUUUUAUAAACUACUGGCAAGGGGUGUUUCCAGGCGACAGAUACAUGCUCUCACUUGUCUCUGGGGCCGUGUCCAUUUGCAUGGACAGAUGCAUGCAUUGUCUAGUCAGCGCACUUCACACAGCCCCGCAGCACUUCACACCGCUCCUGCACUGGCCUUGACCUCGACCCUCUAGACUUCUCCACAUGUUAGAGCUGCGCCAUUGAUUUAAGCACUCAGCAGCCUGCCUGUAGGGGAUGAUUGUCAGUCCACCUGUCCUCCAGGUUUACAGGCACAAGAGACUGUUGAAGUCCAUGGAUGUGUCUCCUCUGUAGGGUUCAGGUACACUGGCUAAGACAGACCCUCAAAUCCAAGGCUCUCUCUGUAGACAUCAGACCUCUGAGAACUAGUCAUGAUCUGACUCGUGUCUGCCCGUGCUUCAGCCAUGACUUAGUAGGGACCCAGCUGAGGGAAAGUUCAUUGAAGAAAAUUGUACCAUGAAAAAACAGUUCAUUUCUGGGCCAUGACCCGAGGGAAGCUGUUUCACACCACUUUCAAGCUCUCCUAUAACUGAACAGAAAGAAGCUUCAGUCUUGUUUGCACUCCUGUUUUGAGCUUGUAACUGGAAAGGCGUGUCUUGCACUGUUCAGCCUCCUGAGUGGUCACUUUAACAUCCUCCAAAUUGUAUAAAAUGGUUCUUUCUCCUGGUUGUAUACUUUUCAAACAUUCAACUAUCACUGUCCUAUUUUUAUUUUAAUUAUGUACUAAAUUAUGUAGUUUUGUUCUUUUAAACAUCUGUUGCUUUGGACUUUAUUUAUAGUAAAUGUAGGUGUAAGAUAAUAAAAACUCUCCCUUUCCAGGUGUUAGACUAAGGUUUUGGUAAAUCCCACAGUGAGAGAGAAGCACAAGGUUGUCGUCCGUCCGACAUGACGUGUCGUGCAUCCUUCGGUUCCUUUUACCAAGUGACCUCUCCUACCCAUUCGUAGUAUUGUCCCCUCAUGAUCCUGCCCUUGGAUUCUGUUCAAGUCUGUCUGAUUUUGAAAGUCCAUCUACAAUGUAGUGUGUCUGCAGUGAGAAACCGUAACGUGGUAUCCAAGUGUUUCAUGUUUGUUGGGAAGGUAAUUUUAAAAUAAACAGUUUCCUAAAAGAUAUGUCAGCCAAGGUCAUAACGGCCCCUGUCUGGAGCUGGUUUUCGCAGCAGGUCUCACCUUUGCAGUCCUAGGAUGUAGCCAUAUCACCGAAGCCCUGGAGGAGGCCCACAGGGCACUCAGAGCCUGGCUUUGCCAGUCUGGUGUUCUGGUAGAGGAAGACUCUGGAGCAUCAGUGUACAGGUGUUCAAAGUAUAAUCCUUAUGCAUCAAAGAAAGCCUCAAAUGAUUUCUUCAGUAAUUAUUAAAAAUUUCCCAAACUACAUCUAACUAGCCUAAGUGUAAGCCCUAGUCUUCCAUGAGUUAGUCUGAGUACGAGGCUUUCGUGAGCACGUACAAGGUAAGCAGGAAGGGGUAUGCAGCGUCACAUGGAGCUGCCCUUGUUUUGUGACUCUCUCUGACUUUGAGAAUAAAGCUCUACGGCUCACUUGUCUUAAGUUUUACUCAGAGUAGCUGACACAUUAGGAGGUUGUCUUCACCAUUGUUAAGAAGCUACUGGGGGCUGUCAUGCUCACUUUGGGAGACCAGAGUGAUAGAGUCUCCAAAUCAUGCACUAUUUUAAUAGAUAAAACCGGUUUGCUGUGGGGAAACUUAACCAGCCUCCUGGGAGCGGUGGCCCGCAUUGCCUGGCAGAAUCUUACGUGCUAUAGGUAGUUUACAGCGCGUUUUGUAAAGUAUUCCCACCAAGAAGAGAUUCCUCUGUUUGGGCCAUUCCCAUGUCUCAGUUUACCCACAGUCCACACUACACGCAGACACACACAUGAAAAGACACGGGUGGGAGGUGAGAAGAACAGGCCCCGUCCGGCUGAGCCCUGCCGCCUCCCACACACACCUUGCUCAUGUGGUCUCUCACCCAUCAUGGGUUUUACAGAAACUGCAAACUUCCCUUCUGCUGUGUAGAGAGCCUGGCAGUAACGGGGGCGUUAACAGCAGUCCUGUCGUGAAGACUUAGGGUGCCCGGUGUCAAAAGCCGCCGGGCUGAGUCAACAUUUCUUGGUAAAAUGUGGUCUUUGGAGUACUGAACUCACAGGGGCUUGCCUUAAUUCAGUAGUUUCAAGAUGUAUGCGCUAUAUUCUAUGUGUUAAAAUGAUAAAAAAUAUUCUCUGUAGCCCCGAGUGGGUAAAACAGCUUAAUGCCUAAAUAAAUAAGCUGAAAGGUGUCACAACAGCUGGAUUCUUUAGAGAAAAUGGACGUAAACAAUAGGCUAUGCGUCAUGAACAAAAACUGUGGCACCUUAGGAUUGCACUACUUCAUGCACUGUUUUGUAUGCCGUUUCAUAGCCUGCACUUUAACCUCCAAAGAAAUGCUACGUGGUGCCGGUUCCUCCUCACGGAGCUCAUCCCUGAGUCGGCUCGGGAGUUAGUCUCCUGGCGCCGGCACCCUGUUUGGGUUCUCGCUUCCUUAGCCAUAAUACUCCCCAGGAUCUGAGAACUCAUGUCUCGUCUGUUUGCUACAGCCUAGAAUCCUAAUUUAAUGUAGAUCUCAUCCUUGGUGAUUCACACGGCCAUAGAUGCUCUUCUAGUGGUGAAUACCCGGUUGUUCCCUGUACCAAACCCUCAGAAAGCAGACACUGUGAGACCUGAAGGUGGGAAUAAAAGGCGUGAAAGGGGGCGCAUAAAAUGCUGCUGCACUGGGAAUGGUGAAUCAACAAGGAAGCCCAACUUCCUGUUGAAUGCUCUGGCUUGGGAUCUGCAUGGGGUCCUUUAGGGCAGAAGAGGCUCCAUUAGAACUACUUAAAUGUAGAGCCCGUCUGCAGGAAGUUAUCUUCAACAAAACGCCAAGUCCACAAAAGCCAGUGACUGCUGCCGGGGGCGGGUGGCCACUUGGGGAAGCAGUCCUUCACACAGAACAAAGCCAAGGCACGCCGGAGUGAGGUUGGCCUUCCCAAUUUCCCAAGAAUCCUUGUUAAAAUUUUAAAGCCCAAGCGUUAAAUUCACCACCUUCCCGUUGUGUCUGAAGAUAGCCGCAGGCUUUAGAAACCUAGGAAACUGACCCGGCUAUUGCCAAAGUCUAGUGGGCCGUGCUACCAAAAGGUCAGACGUGUUUAAAAACUCCUUCAUGUGGAACCGUGUGUCUGUUUACUUAUGCUCAUGAGCAACAAUAAACCACUAGUUUACCUGCUGAA